Messenger RNA from Vespula vulgaris, 3194 nucleotides. RefSeq names its product dual specificity protein phosphatase 3. Gene Ontology annotation, biological process: negative regulation of MAPK cascade; protein dephosphorylation. Lineage: Eukaryota; Metazoa; Arthropoda; Insecta; Hymenoptera; Vespidae. Gene Ontology annotation, molecular function: MAP kinase phosphatase activity; protein tyrosine/serine/threonine phosphatase activity. The record is from RefSeq and is a predicted model, not a curated record. Gene Ontology annotation, cellular component: cytoplasm. The coding region runs from base 250 to 888 and encodes 212 amino acids. The transcript is spliced from 4 exons.
UCUAAAGUAACUCUAUACAUAAAAUAGUAUUUAUAUGAUAUUGCAAAGUCAUGUCACAAAUUUGUAAAUAUAUAUAAUUUCAAAAACGUUAUAAAUAAAUAUAUAUAUAUACACACACAUAGAGAAAAUAAAAUAGAUAUAUAAAUAUAUAUAAAAUAUAGGAUAAUUCACGUAAUCGUAGUUUCGAUUCUACUUGUAUUGUAAUAAACUUUUCUAACAACGCAAAAUUAUUUUAUUAAAUUCAUUUUUAUGGAUAAUAACAGCGAACUGCAAAACGAUGAUUUUAGGAAACAUUUACCAGGUGGUGAAACCACAGAACGUCACCUAACAGAAACCUUGCAUUCUGUAAAAACUGGUUUCAAACCACUGCCUGGUUUUGAUCCAGAGCGGGAUGAUCUUGAGUAUUAUCGUGCACAACAAGAAAUUGAUUGUGAUGAAGUAUAUCCUGGAAUAUAUAUAGGAGAUGCUGCUACAGCAAAAAAUAAAAGUUAUCUCAAGAUGCUUGGUAUAACACAUUUACUUAAUGCUGCAGAAGGGAAGACAUUUGGAUUUGUAAAUACUGGUAAAGAUUAUUAUGUAAAUACAACAAUAAAAUAUCUUGGAUUAUCACUGGCUGAUCAUCCAACUGUUGACAUAAGCAAGUAUUUCCACACUGCAGCGUCUUUUAUCGAUGAAGCUGUUUCUAGUAAUGGUAAAGUUUUUGUUCACUGUAUGCUGGGAGUAUCUCGUAGUGCAACGUGCGUCUUAGCAUACUUGAUGAUAAAGAAGAAUAUGUUGGCUGUUGACGCAAUACGGAUAGUCCGUGAAAAACGCGAUAUUCAUCCAAAUUAUGGAUUUCGCAGUCAAUUAGCUCAACUGGAUAAUCAACUGCGUCGACAACGUUUAUAAUAAAAAGAAAAAAUUUUAAUCGGUAAAUAUAUCUGUAGUAUAACAUUAUGCAGAUUAAGUGUGUUUUGAGUGCGCGAUUAUAAUGUAAUAUUCUUCAUAUAUUUCUCAUUACCCGUUUCUCGUAAUAAAAUCAUUUUUAAGAACGUACAUAUAUCUUAUAAUAAAUAAAAAUGAAUGAUCCCGAAUAUGUGUUUAAUAUUAAUCGAAAGUAAAAAAUAAUAAUUUAAUUUCUUUUCCGAUGUUUUUCAAUAUUAUUCUGAACACAUAAUCAUUAUAAUUAUUCAGAUAUUUUUUAUAGUAUAAACGUUUAUAUAAAAGUCUUAGAACAAAAGACCAUAACUGUUACAAUCUAAAUUUUAAAAAUUAUGGCAUGAGAAUCUUAAACUUUCUUUAAACGAUUUUGUUUAUAAAUAACUAUUAUAAAUGACUGAAAUUGUUUUAGAUAUUGGUAACCAUAAUCGAUGACGGAAAUUGUUUCUAGUUACGCAUAACCAUUAUUGACAGUGAGAAUAUCUUUCUAUUAUAAAUAACCAUUAUUGCGAAUUGUUUUUUGGGUAACUAUUAUUGUUCACGAGAAUUAUUUUUCGGUAACCAUUAUCGAUGACAAAAGUUUCGUCUUGGUUAAGAGUAAUCAAUAUGAUACAGCUUUUGUUUGAUUAAUCAAUAUCGAUGGGGAAGUAUUGUUCUGGCUUUAAUUAUCAUAAAAUUUUGUUAUUAAUAUUAUUAAUAAUUAGUAUUUAUGAAUGAUGAAUAUGAACGAUGAUUCAUUUUACAAUGAAUUAUAAAAUUUAUAUAUUUUAAUGAAUAAAAACUUGGUUAUAAUUAUAUAUUUUAUUAACUAACGUGUAAAAUCAAUAUUAAGUUUCACAAAUAAGAGUUUAUAAAAAUUAUGGAGUGAUAAAUUGUACUAUUUAUCGCCCAGUAUCAGUUUCGGAACUGAAAAUGUUCUUUGUAAAAGUAGUAACUUAUGAAAGCGGGAAUAGCUCGACAAAUUGUAGCAAGUUUGACUAUACGUAGCAUUAUGUAUUCCAAUAUAUUAUUAUUUCAGUCUUUAUAACACGUAUUUUUUUGGUUAUUGUUUAUUUUUAGAAGCUCUUUGGAAUUUGUUCUCUGCCUCAUCAAACAAUUGGAGAUCACCUUCCUUCUUGUUUACGUCUUGCGAUGUUUACAUAUUCAAUACAUGGAGGACUAAUCCCUUUGUAUUACAAUAUGUACAAUCUACAAUUUAGUUCAGUAAGUUGGUGGGAUCACGAUAGACUGUUUCUCUGAUAUGUUAAACGACAAUAAAUUAUUAUUAUAAUAGAUUAUUAAAUCAUGAUUAGUUCAAUAAUUUAAUCUUAUUUUAUUAUUGCUAUUAAUUUACAUUAAAUUUCGUGUUCGUAUUAAUAUCAUGAAUCGAAAAAUUUUGGUACGCAAAUUUUUUCAUUUUGAUAGUAACAAAAGUGAGAGUGAAAUGAAUUGAAAUUUGAAAAAUUACGAAUUUAAAAAAAAGUAUAUGGUUAUAAGCCAUUUAAAAAUAUCUAGAAAAAAAAGGGAGAAAUUUGAGGAUUAAAUAGUAAUAAAAAUAUCUGUGAUAGAAGAAAAACAUUUUUCGUUAAAUUCUCUACAAAAAAGUGACAAAUACAUAUGUUAAAUUUGUUAGAAAAAUAAUCUCAAAUCUAUACUUGAUUGUAAAUCAUUUUAAGUUCUUACAGAACAAAUAUUCAAAGAGUUAAAUAUAUUAGUAAUCAUUUCAACAAAUCUAAUGGAUUCUUAAAAAAUAUGGUUUAAAAAAAUAUGAUUAAAAAGUCAUGUAAAUAACGAAUGAUUUCGUUAAAAAUAGAUACAGCUACAAGGUAUGACUAAGCAAUACUAAGAAUUAAUGUUCAAAUAAUCCAAAAUAAGUAAAUUCAAAUAUAUACGAUGGCGAUAAAAAGAGCUUCAUGAAAGACAUAACCGAUAAUUUAAAAGAGAGUUUCGAAAAUGUUUUAAAUAAAUUUAAUACUUAAAAAAUUCUGCCCGUUGCCGUAGCGAUAAUUGAAUAUGCUAUAAUGGAAUAUGUUGAAAGUUGUCGAAUUAUUUUCAAUUCUAUGAAAAUUUUAUUGAAGUUAAAGAAGAUAAGGAUUUUUUAAAUAUAGAAAGGAACAAUCAUGUAUUCAUGAUACGUAGAAACGUUAACGGAAUAUUUGUGUUCAUUAGAACAAAAGAUUCUGUCAAUAAAUACAUUUAUACCGAACAUAUAUACAUUUUUUCCGAAAAUAAAAUUGAAAUUUAAGAUUGUGUUCAUCAAAUUGUAAAAAUAUUAAAAACUCUGGCGUUUAAGCAUA